Messenger RNA from Hansenula anomala, 3141 nucleotides. RefSeq lists its product as uncharacterized. Gene Ontology annotation, molecular function: ATP hydrolysis activity; P-type calcium transporter activity; ATP binding. Bases 1 to 3141 code for a protein of 1046 amino acids. Lineage: Eukaryota; Fungi; Ascomycota; Saccharomycetes; Phaffomycetales; Wickerhamomycetaceae. The transcript has a single exon. Gene Ontology annotation, cellular component: plasma membrane. The record is from RefSeq and is a predicted model, not a curated record. Gene Ontology annotation, biological process: calcium ion transmembrane transport; intracellular calcium ion homeostasis.
AUGUCUAGUUUCGAUGAAAGAAAGCUAAAUCACUCUGCUACUAUUGGUACAAAGAACACUUCAAGUUCUGAUGACAACAUUCAAGAUCUCGAUGCUUAUAGGCAAACAAUUCAAACAACUGAGAAAUACUUCAGAACUUCUAUAAAUGAAGGUUUAACUGAACAGACCGCUGAGGCGCUAUUGAAAGAACAUGGUGAAAAUACUUUAGGAGAUGAUCAAAAGAUCAGUUUACCAAAAAUCAUUAUACAUCAAUCAUGUAAUGCCAUGAUUUUAGUCUUGAUCAUUUCAAUGGCUAUUACUUUAGGUAUUAAAGAUUGGAUCUCUGGUGGUGUCAUUGCAUUUGUCGUUGGUAUUAAUGUUGGUAUUGGCUCGCUACAAGAUUUUAAAGCUUCCAAGACUAUGAAUUCUUUAAAAUCUUUAUCUUCUCCAACUGCUAGAGUGUUGAGAAAUGGUGAAUUGAAAACUGUUCCAACUAAAUACGUUGUUCCUGGUGAUAUUGUUUCCGUCAAAGUUGGUGAUACUAUUCCAGCUGAUUUGAGAAUUGUUGAUUGUUUAAACUUUGAAACUGAUGAAGCGCUAUUGACUGGUGAAUCAUUACCAGUUGCUAAAGAAUACGAAGCUGUUUAUGAAGAUAUCAUUGGUGUUGGUGACCGUUUAAAUAUGGCCUAUUCAUCAUCUGUUGUUACUAAAGGUCGUGCUACUGGUAUUGCUGUCAAGACUGGUUUACAUACUGAAAUUGGUGAAAUUGCUCAAUCAUUGAAAAGUCAAAAGAAAAAACUAAACACUGACGAUGAUACUUCAUUCUUUAAAAAUGUUUUGCUUUUGAUUAAAGAUGGUAUCGGCUCCUUUUUAGGUACUACUGUUGGUACUCCAUUGAGUAGAAAAUUGUCCAAGUUGGCUAUCAUGUUGUUUUUCGUCGCUGUUGUGUUUGCAAUCAUUGUUAUGGCUACUCAAAAAUUCAAGGUUUCAAGUGAAGUUGCAAUUUAUGCUAUUUGUGUUGCUGUCUCUAUGAUUCCAUCCUCUUUAGUUGUUGUUUUAACAAUCACAAUGUCUGUGGGUGCAAAAAUUAUGGUUAAAAGACAUGUCAUUAUUAGAAAAUUGGAUUCUUUAGAAGCUUUAGGUUCAAUCAAUGAUAUUUGCUCAGAUAAAACUGGUACUUUAACUCAAGGUAAAAUGCUUGUUAAAGCUGUUUGGGUUCCAUCAGGUGGUACUUAUAAUAUGAUUGAUACUAAUGAUCCAUUAGAUCCAACUGUUGGUACAAUGAAAUAUCAUACUAAAUCUCCAUUAGAAGCUUCUCAAGAGGAAAAAUCAAAUGAUGAUGUUGAAGUUGAUUCUGAAAAUGAAUAUUUCCAAAAAUGGUUAUUAUGUUCCACUUUAGCUAAUAUUGCAACUGUUUUCAAAGAUGAACAUGGUGAUUGGAAAGCUCAUGGUGAUCCAACUGAAAUUGCUAUUCAAGUGUUUGCCCAUCGUAAUAACGUUCCAAGAACUUCUUUGACUAAAGGUGAUGAUCCAAAAUAUGUUCAUUUGAAUGAAUUCCCAUUUGAUUCUUCUAUUAAGAAAAUGAGUGCUAUCUAUUCUGAAUCUGGUAAUGAAAAGGAAAACUUGGUGUUCACUAAAGGUGCUGUUGAAAGAGUUUUAACUUCUUGUAAAGAUUGGUAUGUUGAUGGUAAAUUGCAACAAUUGACUGCUGAAGAUCAUGAAGUUAUUGAAAAGAAUAUGAAUACAUUAUCUGGUGAUGGUUUAAGAGUUUUAGCAUUUGCAACAAAGACUAUUCCAAAAGAUCAUGAUAUUAAAACUCGUGAAACUAUUGAAUCUGAUUUAACAUUUUUGGGUUUGGUUGGUAUUUAUGAUCCUCCAAGAUUAGAAUCUUUAGGUGCUGUUAAAAAAUGUCACAAGGCUGGUAUUAAUGUCCAUAUGUUGACUGGUGAUCAUCCAGGUACUGCUAGAACCAUUGCACAAGAAGUUGGUAUCUUACCUCAUAAUUUAUAUCACUAUGCUCAAGAUGUUGUUGACAGUAUGGUUAUGACUGCUCAACAAUUUGAUGAUUUAACUGAUGCACAAAUUGAUCAAUUACCUGUUUUGCCAUUAGUUAUUGCCCGUUGUUCUCCAAAGACUAAAGUUCGUAUGAUUGAUGCCCUACAUCGUCGUAAGAAGUUUUGUGCAAUGACUGGUGAUGGUGUUAAUGAUUCUCCAAGUUUGAAAAAAGCUGAUGUUGGUAUUGCCAUGGGUAUUGCAGGUUCAGAUGUUGCUAAAGAUGCAAGUGAUAUUGUUUUAAGUGAUGAUAAUUUUGCUUCUAUUAUUAACGGUAUUGAAGAAGGUAGAAGAAUGAAUGAUAAUAUUCAAAAAUUCGUCUUACAAUUAUUGGCUGAAAAUGUUGCACAAGCUUUAUAUUUGAUGAUUGGUUUAGUCUUUAAAGAUGAAAAUGGAUUAUCAGUUUUCCCAUUAUCUCCUGUUGAAGUCUUAUGGAUUAUUGUUGUUACUUCAUGUUUCCCAGCUAUGGGUUUGGGUGUUGAAAAAGCUCAACCAGAUAUCAUGCAAAAAGAUCCAAAACCUUCAAAAGAAUCGGUCUUUUCAUGGGAAAUGCUUGUUGAUUUAUUCGUCUAUGGUGUUUGGAUGGCUAUUUGUUGUUUGUGCUGUUUUAUCAUUUGUAUCUAUUAUAAAGGUGAUGGUGAAUUGGGUAUUGAUUGUAACAGUAAAUAUAGUGACAGUUGUUAUUAUGUUUUCAGAUCAAGAUCAGCUUCAUUUGCAACUAUGACUUGGUGUGCAUUGAUUUUAGCUUGGGAAGUUAUUGAUAUGAGAAGAUCAUUAUUUGCUAUGCAACCAGAAACUGAAACACCAUAUACUCAAGUUUUCAAAGAUUUAUGGGGGAACCAAUUUUUGUUUUGGUCAGUUAUUGGUGGUUUCCUUUCAGCAUUCCCAGUUGUUUAUAUCCCAGUCAUUAAUAAGAAAGUUUUCUUGCAUGGUCCAAUUGCUGAAGAAUGGGGUAUUGCAUUUGCUUUAACUGUUGCAUUUUGGAUUGGUUGUGAAGUUUAUAAAGUUUUCAAGAAACAAAUUGUUCAUAAUCCAGAACAUGAUUUGGAAAAGAAGAAUCCAUUUGAAAAAUACACCAGUUUUUCAAGAGCUGCAACUAUGCAAGUUUAA